This is a messenger RNA of Monodelphis domestica (gray short-tailed opossum), 4684 nucleotides long. It is a transcript of the gene MODO-UJ, whose product is annotated as MHC class I antigen. Gene Ontology annotation, biological process: positive regulation of T cell mediated cytotoxicity; antigen processing and presentation of endogenous peptide antigen via MHC class I via ER pathway, TAP-independent; antigen processing and presentation of endogenous peptide antigen via MHC class Ib. NCBI's taxonomy places the organism in Eukaryota, Metazoa, Chordata, Mammalia, Didelphimorphia, Didelphidae. Gene Ontology annotation, molecular function: signaling receptor binding; peptide antigen binding. The record is from RefSeq and is a predicted model, not a curated record. Gene Ontology annotation, cellular component: external side of plasma membrane.
UCUUGUGCUUCAUUUGCCUCUCUACCAUGAAGUCUAAUAGACUCUAUCUCUUUUUGUUGGAGACUCUGGUCCUGACAGAGACCUGGGCAGGCUCACACUCCCUGAGGUAUUUCUAUACCGUCGUGUCUCAGAGUGAGCUCAGGGAGCCGCGAUUCAUCUCCGUGGGCUACGUGGACGAUCAGGAGUUCGUGCGCUUCGACAGCUACAGCGAGAGUCAGAGGUUGGAGCCGCGGGCGCCCUGGAUGGACAAGAUGGAUGAGGAGGACCCGGACUACUGGGAGCGGAACACGCAGAUGGUCCGGAAGGACGCCAAGAUUAACAUAGAAUACCUGGAGACCCUGCAGGGCCUCUACAAUCAGAGCGAGGGAGGGAUUCAUAUUCUCCAGAAAAUGUUCGGCUGCGAGGUUUCCGCGAAUGGCAACUUCAGGCGCGGGUUUAAAAGAUUUGCCUACGAUGGGCACGAUUACCUCUUCCUGGACACCGAGACUUUCACGUGGAUGGCGUCGGUGCCCGAGGCUGUGUACACCAAGCGCAGUUGGGAGGCCGACGGAAGCUUCCAGGAGAGACAAAAAGCUUAUCUGGAGGAGGAGUGUGUGUUAUGGCUGCACAAGUACCUGGAGAUCGGAAAGGAUGCCCUGCUGAAGACAGACCGACCUUCUGCAGGAGUGACCCAUCACCAGUACCGCAAAGGGGAGGUGACUCUUCGGUGCAGGGUCGAGGGCUUUUACCCUGCUGACAUCUCACUGACUUGGCUGAGGGAUGGAGAGGAACAGCUUCAGGACGUGGAGUUCAUCGAGACCAGGCCUUCUGGGGAUGGAACUUUCCAGAAGUGGGCAGCUGUGGAGAUGACCUCCGGUCAGGAAGACAAAUAUACUUGCAGAGUUCAGCACAAGGGACUGUCUGAGCCCCUCACCUUGACAUGGGAAUCACACUCCAUCGGCAGGAUCAUUUGUCUGAUUGUGGGGAUUGUCAUUGCUGUUGCCCUCCUCUCUGUUGCAGGAGUUUGUCUCUGGAAGAAAAUGAAUGAAGGUUGAAAAGGAGGGUACUAUGUUUAGAGACCGAUCUGCCGUUCCUAUAUAUUUUACCUGUGGUUGAUAACCUGAUAAGGAGAAGGGAGACUGAAGGAAAUGGGUGAAUAAUGAAGACUCAGAGACAACAAGUUAAAACAUGUGGGGAGUCGUGAUCUCCGUGAAUAUUUCCCAUUGACAAGUGUGCCAGAGAAUUAAUGGGAAAUAUGAGGAAUAAGAAAACACGUGGGGAGUAAAAACUCCUUAAUGCCUCCUAUGGACAAGAGUAUCAGAGGAUUAAUAGGAAGCAUGGGGGCGAUAGCGUCACGAGAAAGGAGAGGUUAGGAGGAACAAUAUAGAAAAGAGCAAUCAGAAGAUCCAGAGAUGUAUGAGAGAGAUUUGCGCCUGUUCCCCAGUAUUUAUUGAAGGUUUUAGGAAUGUGGAUUGGGAGGUGAUCAAUGAAUAUGUAACAUGGCAUAGGUUUUAACAUUGGUUGAAUUGACAAUGAGGAGAGAUCAGAGAGGUAGAGAUUAACCUGACAUGCAGCUUGUAAAGGAAUGUGGUCUGACAAAGUGUGAGCUAGGACCCUGUGGCCGCUCAGGAAUUCUCUUGCCCUUUGGACUGUAACUUCUAUACAAUGAACAUUAAGUGAUCUGACCAUGUGUCUGGUAAAUGAAUAUAUAGGAUACAAUAUCAAUACAUCAAGCAUAUUUCUAAGAUGCUAACAUGCCUGGUAUGCUACAUCCUCCCACAGUUCUUUCUCUGGAUGUGGAUAGUGUUCUUUCUCAUAAGUUCCUCUGUAUUGCCCUGGAUCAUUGCAUUACUGCCAGUAGAGAAGUGCAUUACAUUUGAUUGUGCCAUAAUGUAUCAGUCUCUGUGUAUAAUGCUCCUUUUGCUCUGUUCAGUUACUGGAGGUCUUUCCAGUUCAUAUGGAAUUCCUCCAGUUCAUUAUGCCUUUUGGUACAAUAAUAUUCCAUCACCAGCAGAUACCACAAUUUAUCCAGUUAUUCCCUAAUUGAUGGACAUCCUCCCCCAUUUUCCAAAUUUUUUGUCACCACAAAGAGUGUGGCUAUGAAUAUUUUUGUACAAGUCUUUGAAAGUCUAUCUUGUAAGGGGCAAUGAGAUGGCUCACUGGAUUGAGAGCCAGGCUUAGAGACCAGAGGUACUGGGUUCAAAUUUGGCCUCAGACCCUUCCUAGCUGUGUGAUCUGGGCAAGUCACUUAACCCCCAUUGCCUAGCUCUUGAUUCUAAGGCAGAAGGUUAGGGUUUUUUAAAAAAGUCUACCUUGUAGAAAAGUUGGGGAAGAAGAGACUAGAGAUAUUUCUUUUGACUCCCUUUGAGCCACACAAUGAUACCCUGUGAAUGUGAAAACCCCAUAUCUCAUAUUAUUAUGUAAUAUUUUAUGUAUUCUAUAAUCUUGUUUUACUUUAUAGCUAUUCUGUUUUAAUAUUGCUAUCCCUCCAUAAUUUAAACUUAUGAUGUUAAUCAUAAAAGACCACCAAAGCUGUACAUCCUUCUUGUCUGCUCUGUUAUGACUCUGUUCCUAAACUAGGCCACAGGCCUGGGCCCAAUCCAUAGGCUAAUGCCUUGUAACUGUUCAGCACAGCCUCUCUUUAGGCUGUCCUCUGCUGAAUCAUCACGGCAUACAGAGCAUUGGGGCUAAAGGCUGAGGUAAGAUACAGGACGAAGAUAUACUAGACAAUUUACUUGAAUCUGAUGGCACUACACUACUGAUAUCACCUCUGUGCAACUAGCUAUAUAAGGGGUCCCCUCUCAAGGUUAGUUGUUUUUGGUUGCUAACCAGAGUCUGUUUUUAUUGGGAGACCCAGCCCUCUCUCAAUAAACUAUUUCUUUUUGGACUGGAGAUUUGGUUUUAAUUUUUUGUGUAACGAGUUGCUACAACUCCCAAAAUACAGGUGGUUUUGCUAAGUGUGGAACCUUUCUCUCUACAAAUGGAUCAUAAAGAAAGCUUUCACUUGGAAAGGGAAUGGAGCAAGGGAACUGAGAUCACAACUGCACAAUUCAUGAAUGUCAACAUCAGAUGGAAUCAGAACCAGAGGAAGGCAGAAGAGCGUAGCCAUGUGUAAAAUGUAUACACUAGUGAGAAGACUAUAACUUUGGAGCUACAGAAAGGCCAUGGAACCAGGGAAGAAGGUCAUGGGGGAGCAGACACAAAAAACCUCAAACCUGACCUCUUCUGCAGAUGUUUAUGGAUCCAUCCAAUUUGGGCUUUUAGGAUCACACAUGGAGUGCUGGUAAAGAUUGAGAAUGAAUUCAUUUUCAAUGUCACGGUAAUGUGGGCAGUGUUCAUUGAGUCUCAUCCAGUCUCAAUCUGACUCCAUUGUGAGGAACUAGCUUUAUUACAAGAGAAUAUAGUAACAGAGUGGCUAAUAUAACAAGUAAGGUAAGGUAAGCAAAGGUAAAGAUAAAAAAGUAAGAGAGAAUAAGAGCAAGAGUGGGUAGGGAUUUUCAGGAAUGGUAGUUACUAAGGAAAGGGUCAUUUGUUUUGGCAGUUGUCCUGUGUUUCCAAGGAAAUGAUGUCACUUUACCCAUGGUCCACUUUGGGCUUUGUGACUUUACCCAUGGUUCACUCUGCCAACUGGGUGGGGAGGAAGAGCAAACUGCAAUGCAAAUGAGAUGCUAAUGAUAUGUUAAAUUCACUGGGGCAACUUUUAGUCAAGUUUUCCUUCUUUCUGCUCUGACUCUAAGAAGGGGAGUGAAUGUGGAAAUUAAACAUUAUUUGAACCUAAUCCUGUGUGAUUGGGAAACUGAAUCACCUGUACUUUGUUUCCAGAAACCCCCAACUAAGGACCUAGGUUAUGUCUAAACACUGAUGUGAGGAAUUUUCUCAUAAUUUGAAUGUAAGCAGCUUAUCCAUCUUAUAUGAAAGGUUGCCAUUCUAAUCAACUAGUUAUUGUUUCUAUGUUCUUUUGAUUAUGUACAGCUAGCAGGAUUUAUGGGACAUUUCAACAUAUAUCAGUGCUGCCCUGGAGAGUGGAUGCCACAUAUUCCAAUAAUUUUAUCAAAGUUAUCUGAAAAAAUACCUUUACUGUCUCUGAAGUAUUUUUAAUUUGGACUAAUUAAUAAACACCAUUCAUAUCUAGAAUUAGUAUCAGAAGGAGCUUGAAUUUCUCCCCUUGUAGAUAUUAAUAGGAAGAUGGACACUGUAAUUCUGGUGUAUCCAGAUCCACAAACCAUCUCUAAAAUAUCAGUUAUAAAUGGAAUCAUUGUAGUCCAAACAAAAUAGUAGCAAGAUCCAGAAAAUAGAAAAUUGGAGUUCAAUCCUUGCUUCUUUGGGGAAGCUUGAAUUAGGUCAGUGCAAUGAUUCAAACUUGAGAAUGGAACAGAAUGACACUUCUGAGUGUUUUGGUUUUGGACACAUGACCAUCUAUCAUUUAAAAAGUUUAUUUGGUUUUACACAGUUAUCAGGCUAUUCUUUAUUGACCUUGCUGCCCUAAGUCACAUGCCAAGACUUAAAGCUCUUAGAGGAACUGGAUUAAAGCCAAAGGGAGCCCUCUAGUAUUAGAAAGGAAGAGCUUUAAGAAAGGAGGAUGAAAGAUUUCUCUAGAAGGAAAAUAACUUUUAAUUUUAAUUUUUUUGUUCCUCUGAAGUUGAUAGGCAUCAGAAAAGCAUGAACAUUUCUAUAUAAAAGAAUAAAAAUAUAUUUGCAUAUUAAA